CAUGUGGUAACCUGUUGGUUUAGUUGUUUGAAGACGUGGAUUGUUUAUUUUAUAUUUAUUUUAACAAUAGGCAAUAAGUCUAGACCUGUAAACUCGAACAUGUGUACUUAGAAGCAAAUUAAGAGCAUAUUUUAGGUUAAUUUCUUAUAUCUAAGUAAUAAAGUAAAUAUAUCUAAGAUAAGCAAAGAAAAAUCUUCAACAUUUUGUGGUGGCUCUCCGCAGUAAAGAGUGGCCCAUUUUUGAGGUCAUUCUUUAAAUACUGCAAGAAGAUGAUAUUAGAAGGAUCUCAAGAGAAGAGACAUUCUCUUACCCACGAGAAUGUUGAAAUUCGAACACGCAGGUCUAGUGCAUUGGAUAAAGAAGCUUUGGGAUUGUUCAAUACAAGAGCAUUUACAUUUCUUGUCCUCUGGUAUUUCUUCAGUGCCUGCACUCUGUUUCUGAACAAAUACAUUCUGGCAACACUGAAGAGUGAUCCUACACUGUUGGGAGCAAUGCAGAUGGUAAUGACCACCGUGUUUGGCUUUAUUCAGAUGUACUUGCCUCUAGGAAUGUACACACCAGUCAGCAGAGAAGGCAAGCCUCCAAACUUUUGGAGGAACAUGAUGCUAGUGGGAACAAUGAGAUUCUCUACUGUUGUCCUUGGACUUGUUGCUUUGAAGUUUGUUGCAGUUUCCUUUACAGAGACAGUGAAGAGCUCUGCACCUUUGUUCACUGUCUUCAUUUCCAACAUUUUGAUUGGAGAGUACACAGGACUGUACACUUUUCUCUCCCUUAUACCAAUCAUGUUAGGGCUAGGGCUAUGCUCUGCCUAUGAACUCAGUUUUAACAUUCAGGGAUUUCUUGCUGCUAUAGCUGCCAAUUUAACAGAAUGUUUACAGAAUGUCUACUCCAAACUAUUAAUAAGUGGGGAGAAGUAUCGUUACACUCCAGCAGAGCUGCAGUUCUACACAAGUAUAGCCAGCAUAGUUGUUCAGAUCCCAGCCUGCUUCUUUAUGAUGGACUUGGAGAAAGUCCACAGGACACUAGACAUCACAUUGCUGUCUUCUUUGCUUCUUAAUGGAGUCUUCUUCCACUUCCAGUCUAUAACUGCCUAUGUUCUCAUGGGCUACAUUUCACCUGUUACACAUAGUGUUGCCAACACAGUGAAGCGUGCUUUUCUAAUCUGGCUGUCUGUGAUAUUGUUUGGAAACCCUGUAACCUUCCUAAGUGGCCUUGGUACCAUCAUAGUGACCUUUGGGGUCCUUCUUUAUACCAAAGCUAAGGAGCAUGAUCAGAAUCUCUUGGCCUUAAAGGAGAAAUACAAAAAAGAAAUCGGAGACACUGAAAUCUUGGUGCGGCAGGUUUGAUCUUCCACCUAAGGGAGAGCUAAGAGACGUGCUCUAUGUGACUUGCACAUGACAGGGUGUUAAUAUAGCUCAAAUGAUCUUGUUGAUGUUAUCAUUUUUUUAAUCACUCUUGAAUAUUCAUUAAAUGAACAGCAUGCUAGUGAAACUGAUAUGGGAAAUGUUUCAGGUUUUGAAUGGGUCAAAGGAUUUUUGUUUGUUUUAUCUUCCACUGCUGUGAACUCAUGUCGUUAUAAUUUAUCUGUUGUCCUAUUUUAUUUUGCAUUAUAGUUUUGUUUCAUAUCUUUGCUUUAAAAUUAAGAUACUUAUUGACUACAGUCUGUGUGCUUGCUGAACAAGUUUGUUUGUAUACCGGUAUUUCUAAAUUUAAACAAAACAAAACACAGUUCAUUUAGUGUCAAAUAGUUUUUGUAAUAAAUUUUUUUUUUACUAGAAAUAGAAAUAUGAAUAAUACAUUAUCAAUUUAUUUCUAAUUAAAGUGUAAUAGUUUGCAUUUUUGUAAUUGGUACAAAAGUGUAAAACAUGUCGACCAAGCUUAUGGAAUUCUUUGCCUUGUCAAGUUUUUAUCAGUAUUUAUUGAUGGUUACUAUGUACAUUAUUAUAAAAAUUUAUUUUUUUUAACUUCAUUGAUUGUUUACAUAACAAAAAAGACUUGUAUAAUUUCAAAAAGAACAUUAGAUUAAACUAUAGUAAACAGGAAAAGUCACAAUGUGCGUUCUAUAAUUAAAUACCAGUAUCUGAGAUGUUUUUCAUUUUCAUUUGGCUUAUUAGUUGCUUAUUAUUCCUUAACUAUUUCGAAUGAUCUCCUUAGACACAAGUUUGCAUUUGUCACAUUUUGAUUUGCGUUUAGUUCUAAUAGAGAAUGAUUCAGCAGUUGUUAUUGGAAGCAUAAUGUUGUUAACCUCUCUCUCUUUUUCUCUCUCUCGAUAUAUAUAUAUAUAUCAUUUUUUUUUUUUUGUACGUAUGUAUAUAGUUCUAAUUAUCAUUUCUCAAUCUAGUGAACACAGUUCUGAUUAUGACAGACAUUAAGGUAUAAAUAGUGGAUUGUUUUAUGCAUUGGUGGGUAUAAAGGAUAUAAAAGUUGACCGAAUAGGAAAAUUUUAGAAAAGAGGUUUAUGAACCAUGGACAUAAAGUUUCCGUUUAAUUUUCAAAGGGCUAUUAAGUUGAACUCGUCUCAUUUUUGAGGAAAGUGACAGCACCAAUGCUAGUACUUUUUUUUUUUUUUUUGAAGAGUCUAUCCAAGGCUCCAUUUUUCUCUGUUCCAACUCCCUUUACAAAAAUAAUUGUAGUCCCUAACCUGAUCUGAGCUUUGAUCCACCAUUCUCAGCUGACAUCUUGAGUGUUUCUGUUCAUAUUUACUUGUGUGUUAAGCUGUGAGACAUGUAGGCUUAAGAUGGAAUGUAUUUCAAUUUUGACAUGUUAAUAUUGUUGUUUUGAUAUAUUUUACUCUGGGCUGUGAUACUGUCCUUGUGGUUUAGAUCAUCUGAAUGUGGUUAGGAUCUCCUUAUAAAAGCCAUCACUGCUCAAUCUCAUGCUUAAAGUGGUGAAUUCUUUUUUUUUUUUUUUUUAUCAAGGCCUCUGUUUUGUUAACAUUUUAUCUAAAAACUCAAAAAGCACUUUUGAAAAUCUGAUUUCACCUUCAUCCUGCUUUAAGUCAGUGUAAAAUCUACUUUUGGUCUUCCUAAAGCGUAUCAUUUGGUUUUAUAAUUUAAUAUGCUUAUUGUUAGCUUAUAAAUUAACUGUUAUAAAAACAAAGUGAAAUAUGCAGUUUGUCUUAUCUUGGAGCAAAAUUUGACUAUAAAAAAAACUGAUUUCACCAUAGUCACAUUCUUUCUCCUUCAUAUAGCCAGCUGUUUUCUUAAUAAUAGUUUUUUAAAAAUUUUAUUAAUCUCAUGCUAGCUAAUGCUAAUGCAUGGUCACUGUCUUUUGAGACAAUAGAGACAUCAAUUUGUAUGUGAUAUAAUGUGUGACACAGGAGAAGGAUCACCAACAGGAUGCUGUUUACAAGUUAUUAUGGCACACUCUCUUCAUCAAUUUAUUAUUGUUAUUUUUUUUGAUGCUUUCUUUAUUAUUAAAUUCUUUUGUAGUUGGGAAAACUUUUCUUUCGAGUAUUCAAAGACAUUACAUUCAGUUUUGAACAAUGUAAACUGAUCCGAGGUUUGAAAUAAGGGCUUAGUAAGAUUGGCUUGUUAUUACUUGAACACUGACAGAUAAUAUUUCUAGUUUACGUUGAGUUUAGAUGUGUCCCCAUAAAUAAUUUUCCUCAUCUAAACAAAAUUUGUAGUUAGACAUAGUAAAUAAAUAAAAGGGCUCUUGUUAUGUUUCUUAUCUGGCAGAAGUCCCGUAUAUCAUAUUCAUUGUUAAAAGUUCAACUACUAUUGUACAUUAUUGAGUAUUGUAGUGAUUGUAACCAUCUUGCAAACUAUUUAGAUCACCUAUUUGUAAUUAACACUAAAAUUAUUUUUUUUUACAUUAUCAGUGGUAAUAACCCUACAGAGUCAGUACAGCAUAUAUUUUUCUGUUUCUUUUCAGUUCUUUUUAUCUGUGAACCUUUUUUUUAUAAUAUGACUGUUCCUCUCUCCAUAUUAUUAUGCCUCUUUUCUAUUGUAACAUCUCAAAAAUUAAUUAUAAAGACUACAUCCUUUGGUUUAGCUUACUUUUUGGCAUUGUAUGUUUCCAGAUAUUUUUUUUUUAUAGAAACAAGAGCAAUAAUAUUACUAGCUUCAAAUAGGAUAAACAUUUGCAAAUUAAUGAAUGUAUAGAAAUAUUUUUUUUUGUUAACAUUUCAGCUUCUGUUAUAUAAAUAUAUAUUAGGGUGUGCUGUGGGAAGAGCUUCACAGCACUUGCAAAAACUAUCUCAUAGCAAGUUCUUAAGAGGUUAUUGAGAGUUUUAAAACAUUUUUGGUUAAGUUGACAAUAUUUGUAAUGAAUGUCUUGUAAACAGUCAAAUAUUCUUAUGAUGAUUCUCUGGUUAGGCACAGAUGCAUAUAUAUAUAUACAGGUUAUCUAAUAUAAAGGAAGUUGAGAAAAUAUUUGGAAGUGUAUUUGUAUGUGUUUGUUAUUGGAGAAAACAUCUUCAUUUAUUUAAUGUCCAAGCCAUGUAAGGCAGCAACAGUCUCACAUUCUUGUUUGCUAUAUGCCAACUAAUGCAUCAGAAUGUUUUCUCUGCUCACUGUAUAAAGUGUGAAUGCCAUAUCAUUCUUUUGUUAUCUCUGUGCCAUUGUAUGAACCUUUUUUUUAUAAUUACGAUAACACUUUCCAGUUACAGGAAAUAAAUUGGGUGUAAGAGCUGGGGAAAAAAAAGGUCAACUGGGAAUGCUGUAUUAAUUGUCUAGUGCUAACUGUGGUAGUCUGCAUUGCUUAUUAGUAUUAUACGGGUGAACACAUAAUUAAGGCUAUAAAUGGUUGAUAUCAUAUUCAGUGAAGUAUUCGGGUCAGGAAUUCAAACCCAGGUAUUCAUUUAUAAAAUUGCUUUCCAACAAUCAGUAUCUACAUCCUUUAGUUAGCAUUUGUCUUUAAUUAAUUUUUUUUAUAGAGUACAAUUAUUUAGUGUUUAUUGUCUCAGUACCAUUUAGCUUUGCAUUUGGAGCUCUACGUUUAUCCAUUUUCACAUUUACCUAGAUAGAACACUGUAGUAGGCAUAGGUGACUAAGGGUUAUAGGAUUGUUCUUUUCACAAUUCUGAACUUGAUCCUAUUACUUGUAAGCUUUUAUAUCACACAAAUCGCCCUUUUUAUUUGUAUUGCACUUCAAAAUUGAGUGUACAUAAAGAUUUAUUGUAUGAAAUCACUUGAAUUAGAACAUAUCCCUGAAUAGUGUCAUUAGAGCAGUAAAAAUAUCCUAUAGACUCUCUUUUAAAUUAUAAAAUACAGAGUAUUAAUGUUAUAGAUAAAAAGAAAUGGAUGCUUUUUCUUUCUCAUAAAUUUGAGGAAAGGCAUCAUUAAUCAUAUGAUGUGAUAUGAAAGGCUCAACUUUUCAGACCUUACCUUUUUUUUUAACAUAUUUGACAUCAAUUAAUUUUUUUACUUUUGCUGCAAGUGGCUUCCUCUGUCGCCAUUAGAAAGCCUCCUAACACUAAGGCUUCAUGAUGAGAUUCAUCUCUUGUAGCACAGUCCAGGUAUCUGGCAGUGCACCUCAGGGUUCCCCUGUUUCCAUGCAAAGCAAGAUCCCCCGCAUGUGCCAGCCUUUGAGAGGUUGUAUGCAUGAAAGUGAGUCACAGUUCAUUCCUCAAUUCAAUCUUCAGUGUAUUCCAAAGCAUUUCUUACUCGUUCAUUUCAGCAACAUGGAUCUGAUCUACAAAUUUAUUGUCAUCUGCUCUAAGGAAUCUGGUCAUAGUACCUUGGACUUCACCCUUGGAACCAUACCUGUAAACCUUAAUGGAUCCUUCUGGUUGUUUAGCUUAGUUUACCUUACAGUGCUAUCUAGUGUUGAUGUAUAUCUUGUUUACCAUCAUAUCAAUCAACAUCUUCAGCACCUCUGGUAGUUUACUAAUGCUUGCUGUAGGUUGGAAAGCUGAGAUGGAUGUGAGAGCAUCUCUCUCCUGUUGGGGUGUUCGAGCUCUUGGGACAACCCCAACAUGCGUAAAGAUGCAAAUGCAUAAAGAAUGUCCUUUUAGUCCUGUCCACACCUAACCAUUUGCUUUGUUUGUAUUUCUCGUAUGUUAACAUAAUGGCUCUUUCCCAACUCAAAGUCAGAGGAGGUACAUCUGUCAUAAUUUCAGCAGAGGCAAUUGGUGUUCUAUGAAAUGUACCACAGAUUAUCUAUAUUGCUUGGUUCUGGACAGAAUGUAGCUUGCUAGAGAUGUUUGUGAAGCAUAGGAUUUUGCCAAGCAACUGUAUUCUGUCUGAGAUCUCACUGAAGCCCGGUAUAAUGUUCCCAGUGUCACUUUCAAUAUACUAUAAUAAUACAAUUGGGCCCCUGUAACUGAAAGCAUUGUAACAAUAUUAAUAUUGUUAUUUCUUUAAAUGUACAAAAUGUUCAUUCCAUGAAAACAGACUAACGCUGUACCACUGUUGCAGUCAUUCAUUCCCUAUUACAAAAUAGCUCAGAUAAUUUUACUUCAAAUGAUAAUGUUAUGAAAUGUUACAAUUAUUACAAUUUUUUUUUUCUAUAUUGCAAACUGUUAAUGUUUAAACUUAUGAAUAUACAUUUUGUUCUCAUAAAACAACAAUUGAUUAUCAAGUUUCAAAACAAACACUAAUUUUCAAAUGUCAUAAUGACCUGCUCAGCUGUAUAGUUUUUUUGUUAGUUAUUUUUAGUUCUGUGCCUGUCUACAUUAUCUUGUUACCUGCAAUGCUUUGGGAAAAAAUUAAAAGAACCUUGAAAUUAUGAAAUAAAUAAAAACUAGAAAUUAUUAAUUUUGUUUUACUACUGAGAUUUUUCUAAAUUUUGUUUGCCAUAUGGCUUUCUGGCAGAGUAGUAGGUUUUUGAACUAAAUUUUGGAGAUCCAUUUUGUUUUAUUUGGGAUUUUAUAACUUCUCCAAGUCCACUCAGUUGUAAGAGAUACCUAGCAACUGUUAGGUAAAAUUGUAGUCUAUUUGAUACCUUUGUGAAAUUUUGCCUUAAAAAACUGUCAACACCUUAGACCUUAGGCUACCUUUACUUUAAAAUAGCUAUCAGGCAAUGAAUGAAAUGUAGAUUUAGUGAACAUAUAUUUCCAUUUUUUUAUAUUUUUGCCCUUACCAUAUAGUGACACAAAAGUUGUGGAAUUAACUUUGGACUACCAUUAACAAUUCUGAUAAUAUUGAAAUUAUCUUAUGUGUUCAAAAAAGCAUUUAUCUGAAGAGAAAGACUAUUGCACCAAAUACGAAACUAAUUGAAGAUAAGUUUUUAAUAUUGCAUAGUAUAAACACACAAUUGGUACUUUGAUUGAGCCUUGAUAUUAUCCACAGUGUAUUAGUUAGUCUUUUGAACUAUAAUUUAUCUUUUAAAAACUGUAUGUUAAGGAAUAAAUUAAUCUACGGAGAAAUGUUUCAUAUGUUAUACAAUUAACUCGAUUCACUUCUUUCUCUGCUGUCUUAUGUUUUUCCCUAUCAUCACAGUAUUUUAAAACAAGCUUACAUUUUGGUCUCCUUCCUGUAGAACUUACUUUUUUUUUCUCCCUUCUGUACUACUCACUUUUUUCUUCCUUCUGUACAACUCAUUUUUUCUCCCUUCUGUACAACUCAUUUUUUCUUCCUUCUGUACAACUCACUUUUUUCUUCCUUCUGUACAACUCACUUUUUUCUACCUUCUGUACAACUCAUUUUUUUCUCACUACUCUACAACUCACUUUUUUCUCCCUUCUGUACAAUAUGCUGAAACUGAUUAUGUCUUUUUACAAUAUAUUCUCUAUGAUGAACUUGACUAAGUUGUAAAAAAAAAAAAGGUUUAUUUUUGUGGGACAUAAUGGCUGAAUGAAGCCUUCAAAUAUUUGUAUAUAUUAUUCUAUAUGUAUGUAUUCAAAGUAUGAAAAUGUGAUUAAAUAAUAUAGAGGUGUAUUUUUUUUCCCAACAUUUGUAUAUUGAGUGUAGAAUGGGAGUUGAUGCAUAAGUAGAGUUUAUUUAUCUUGUGUUUUCUGUGGUAUUUCAUUAGCUCAUACUGAGCUGAAAAUCAGAACUUUCAUAUUUUGUGUAAACAGAUAAUGUGGUGAAAACCAACAUUUUUUAAUGCAUUUGUGGGACCUUAAUAAUUUUAAUAAACAUAUUUUUAUGAUUAUGUUCUUA
Messenger RNA from Biomphalaria glabrata, 8047 nucleotides. RefSeq names its product solute carrier family 35 member E2A-like. Gene Ontology annotation, molecular function: antiporter activity. The record is from RefSeq and is a predicted model, not a curated record. Gene Ontology annotation, cellular component: Golgi apparatus. The transcript has 7 exons. NCBI's taxonomy places the organism in Eukaryota, Metazoa, Mollusca, Gastropoda, Planorbidae. The coding region runs from base 270 to 1346 and encodes 358 amino acids.